GCCCGGUUUCAGAAAAAGAUGCUGAAAUGGCCAGGAAAAUGUAGGCGUGAAAUUAAGGCUUUUGAGCUGCCUCUUAAACAGGGAAACUCGUUAAAACGAGAUAGCAGAAUAUCCAUAAAAUUAUCACAAAGUCGCACACAGAGAGGCAGAACAAUUAUAGCCAAGAUGAACGCGAGCGAAGUAGCAUUAGGAAUUGUAUUGACUUCUCUUUCUGCCGCCUUAUUCACUUUUGUAUUUGCUGGUUUCUCGCUCAUCAGCUGUUGCAAGAGGUUUACUGGGUUAACAUGGCAUAUCAAAUUAAUUGCUGUGCAACCAACUUGGAUGGUGAGGUGGUUCCAGAAACGGGUCCCAAAUGUGCUGUUUAUCAAGUCUACACAAAAGCGGAUUGUAGCACUGACAAUUGAUGAUGGUCCUCACAGGGGCAUUACAGAGGAGAUUCUGGAUAUUCUGAAACAAAAUGGGUGCAGAUCAACAUUUUUUAUCAUUGGGAGUAACAUGGAUAAUUCUCCAGAACUUGUACGGAGAAUAGUAGCAGAAGGCCAUGAGGUAGGAAACCAUACCAUGCAUGAUGUGGCAAGUUGGUCACUUUCACCAGAUGUUUUUAAAAAGCAGCUUCUUGAGGUUGAUGAUAGACUGAAAAACUACUUUAUAACAGAUGCAACUCAAACACCUAUCAAGUGGUUUCGACCUGGUCAUGGAUUCUAUACAAGGAAGAUGAUACAAAUCGCCAAAGCAAGUGGAUAUAGAACAGCCCUUGGUUCAUUGUUUCCCUUAGACACAUUGUUCAGUAACAUGGGAAAACAUAUUGCUAAGUACUUGCUUUGGAGGGUUCAUCCUGGAGCCAUCAUCAUACUACAUGAUAGAGAGCCCCAGGCAAAGCAAACGGCAGAGGUUUUGAGGAUUUUACUUCCCCGACUAAAGGCUUGUGGAUACUCUGUGGUCACUUUAUCUGAAUUAGACGCAUUGCGUUAGCUACGAAAUUAUCGUGCAUAUGGAUAGCCUUAUUGGCCUAUCAACAAAACCGUUUUGAAUAUCCUGAUUUAAAUUGCUUAAAUGUAUGAGUUAAAAUGCACAUUUUCAUAUGCUAUUUGAUGUUAUUAUGUAUUUUUAUCUUACAACAAAAAAUUCUUGUGUUCUAAUUUA
Molecule: messenger RNA, 1143 nt
Organism: Cryptomeria japonica (Japanese cedar)
Lineage: Eukaryota; Viridiplantae; Streptophyta; Pinopsida; Cupressales; Cupressaceae
Exons: 10
Coding region: 19-972 (317 amino acids)
Biological process (GO): carbohydrate metabolic process
Cellular component (GO): membrane
Molecular function (GO): hydrolase activity, acting on carbon-nitrogen (but not peptide) bonds
Source: RefSeq, a predicted model, not a curated record